CCGCAGGUAUGGCGGAGGGCUGGGCCGAGUGCCCGGCGCUGGGCCCGGGCUGGCAGCGCCGCGAAGCUUUUCGGAAAUCCGGAGCCACCAGCGGCCGCAGCGACACCUACUACAGGAGCCCCACAGGGCAGAAGUUCCGCAGUAAGAUCGAGCUGCGACGGUUCCUGGGCCCUGGGCAUGACCUGAGCAACUUCGACUUCAAAUCGGGGCAGCAGCGACCUGGCCCCACCCGGACCAAGAAGAGCCCCAAAUGGCACCUGCCCGCCGGGCCCCUCCCAGAGCCCCCCAAAAUCUUCACAAAGGAGGAAGAGGAGGUGGAGGUGGAGGUGGAGGUGGGCGGGGCUGAGACCGAGAAGGCCCCACCCUCACCAGGUCAGGCCUUGCCCAUCCCCAACCAGGCCACGCCCUCUUCAUCUGUGGCCACGCCCCUGAGGGAGCCCCCCCAUCGCCGGACCCGGAAGCGGCCGCCCCUGGAGCCCCCCCCGGAUGGGGUUAUGGCGCUGUGUGCUGGCUGCCAGACCCUCUUCCCAGGGGUGUCCCUGCCCCCCCAGCGCCGCUGCCGCUGGCUGUGCCCUGACUGCCGUGCCCAGAGACGAGACUUCAACCGGGAGCAGCGAUUCUACAAGCGGGUGGGCUGUGGCACGUGCCAGGCCUGUCGCAUCCCCGAGGAUUGCGGCAUCUGCAGCGCCUGCGCCCGCAGCCCCCCCGGGGGCCCCUCCGGGCCCGGCCGGACCCCCAAGUGCCUCCUGCGCCGCUGCCUGCGCAUCGUCAAGAAGGGCCUGGGCUGCGGCUCCUGCGCCGGCUGCCUGAGCACCGAGGACUGCGGCAGCUGCUGCAUCUGCCUGCGGCGCCUGCAGCCCGGCCUCAAGCGCCAGUGGCGCUGCCUGCGGCGCCGCUGCCUGCGCCCCAAGAAAGCCAAGGUGGCCAAGAAGCCGCAGAGCCCUCGGGCCCUGACAGAGAAAUGGAAGCCUGUCGUGGAGCGGGAGCCCAGUGAUGCCUCCAGCACCAGGCACAGAAAGCUGCUGAACAAGGGCAAGGAGAAGAAGAAGCCGGGGCGACCCCUCAAGGCCCCUGGGCCCCGCGGGGAGAAGGAGGAGCUGCUGGGGGGGGCUGAGAACGGCCCCAGGCCCCUCCCGGGUCCCCCCCUGCGCCUCUGCCCCAUCAAGGAGGAAACAGGACCCCUCCCCCGCCUCGAGGUGAGACCCCCCAGCUGCCUGGAACCCCCCCUGCACACCUGGGACCCCCCCGUGACCCCCCCUGCCCCCCAGGACCCUCGCCUGGGGCUCCUCAUCGCCUCGGCCCCGCGCCUCAAAGGGGCCCCCCCGGAGCCCAGCGUCGCCCCCCAAAGGCCCCCCCCGGGGGAUCUGGGGGUCCUGAUCGCCGCCACCCCCCGCGUGAAGCAGGAGCAGCCGCAGCCCAGCGCGUCCCUGGUGCCGGUGCCCCCCCAGCCUCCCCCUCCCCAGCUGGUGGUGCUGGAUGAGAGUGAGGAGGAGGAGGAAGAGGAAGAGGAGGGCGGCAGCCAAGUGCCCUUCCCGCUGCCCCCCGCUCCCCAGCUCUGGCCCGGCUCCUUCCUGGAGGAACUGGCCGAGAUUCCCCUCCCGGCCCACUGGGGGGUCGUGGGGGCUGACGGUGGUCCCGGGCCGUGCCCGGCGCGGGGGCUGAAGCUGGUGCAGCGCUGCCCCCGCUCCUCCAUGGCCGCGGCCGCCGUGCUGCUCAACCCGGGCUUGGCAUUCCGGGUCCUGGUGGCCCGCGGCCGCCCAGUGCCCCCCGGGCACGAGGUGCUGGCCCGGCGCCCCCCCCUGCGCUCCGUGCUGGACCUGGUGGAGCUGCUCUGCGAUCUCGAGGCCUACGGGCCCUGCCCGGGACCCCCGGCCCGGCCCCCCGCCCCCCGCUGCCAUGUCCUGGUGAGGGGGGGGCGCUGCUGCCGGCCCUGCCAAAUGCUGGCGGGGGAGGGGCAUUGAGGGAAAGGGGGA
Messenger RNA from Melozone crissalis (California towhee), 1973 nucleotides. It is a transcript of the gene MBD1, whose product is annotated as methyl-CpG binding domain protein 1. NCBI's taxonomy places the organism in Eukaryota, Metazoa, Chordata, Aves, Passeriformes, Passerellidae. Gene Ontology annotation, molecular function: zinc ion binding; DNA binding. The record is from RefSeq and is a predicted model, not a curated record. The transcript has 14 exons. The coding region runs from base 9 to 1961 and encodes 650 amino acids.